Danio rerio (zebrafish) is the source of this 856-nucleotide messenger RNA. NCBI's taxonomy places the organism in Eukaryota, Metazoa, Chordata, Actinopteri, Cypriniformes, Danionidae. The record is from RefSeq and is a predicted model, not a curated record.
AUGGCUGUGCUCGCCUCUUGUUAUCAGAUUUCUAUGGAUAAUAGCGCUGAAUUCUACACCACUUGUGAUGCACAGAUGAUGGGGGAUCUUCUGCAGUCCAACAGGAGCUUUCUUGAAGUUUCUUGGGGCCAGCAUGACCCUUCAGUCUGGACAGAUGGCUACUCUGCAGUCAUGGAAAAAAAUUAUACAUACUUUCCACCCACAGAAGAGCUUUACACCAUGCAGAGUGGAUCAAUACAAGGAGAAAGAAUAAGUCUAGACUCUUAUAGACCACUUUAUAUGCAGUCUAGAGAGCUCUGUAUGAGCUUCAAUGAGUUGGGGUUCACUUGCCAGUGGCUGGAAGCAUCAACAUAUGGGACAACCUGUAAGAAAACCUACUGCACAAUGAAGGAGCUCAUCUGCCAUCUGACGGCGGAGCAUGUUAAUGUGUCCGGAGAAUCCAAUUAUGUGUGUUUAUGGAACGAUUGCUCCCGUCAAAGGACUCCAUUUAAGGCCAAGUACAAACUGAUCAAUCAUUUAAGGGUCCACACGGGAGAAAAGCCCUUUCUCUGUUCCUUCGGAUGUGGGAAGGAGUUUGCCAGAGCGGAAAACUUGAAGAUUCAUGAAAGGACACAUACAGGUGAAAAACCUUUCAGAUGCCCUUUUGAGGCCUGUGAAAGGAGGUUUGCAAACAGCAGUGAUAAACAAAAGCACAUACGUGUUCAUGCACCUGGCAAACAAUAUAUGUGCAUGUGCUGCAAUAAGACAUACUCUCAUGCCAGCUCCCUCAGAAAACACACAAAGGUAAAUUACACUGCCUCUCUCCAGCCAGCAUACUGUUGUUCUGUUUUCAUUUUUUGACCACAUUUUCCAGCCU